Messenger RNA from Pipistrellus nathusii (Nathusius's pipistrelle), 309 nucleotides. NCBI's taxonomy places the organism in Eukaryota, Metazoa, Chordata, Mammalia, Chiroptera, Vespertilionidae. The record is from the annotation of a GenBank genome assembly.
AUGGCGGACGACAUGGACCAGCAACAAACUACCAACACUGUAGAAGAGCCCCUGGAUCUUGUCAGACUCAGCCUGGAUGAGCGAAUUUAUGUGAAAAUGAGAAAUGACAGGGAGCUUCGAGGUAGAUUACAUGCUUAUGAUCAACAUUUAAAUAUGAUAUUGGGAGAUGUGGAAGAAACUGUGACUACCAUAGAAAUUGAUGAGGAAACAUAUGGAGAGAUAUAUAAAUCAACAAAACGAAAUAUUCCAAUGCUUUUUGUCCGGGGAGAUGGUGUUGUCCUAGUUGCCCCUCCAUUAAGAGUUGGUUGA